Erigeron canadensis is the source of this 1229-nucleotide messenger RNA. RefSeq lists its product as uncharacterized. The transcript has 3 exons. NCBI's taxonomy places the organism in Eukaryota, Viridiplantae, Streptophyta, Magnoliopsida, Asterales, Asteraceae. Bases 153 to 1037 code for a protein of 294 amino acids. The record is from RefSeq and is a predicted model, not a curated record.
CUUUUUUUAACUUGAAGCCAAACCAAAACCAAAAAACCAAGCACAGAAAACGUUUUCUGUUCUGUACAUCGAAUAAAAAGUCGUAAAGCUGUAAUAUUACCCAUUCCACAAAAUCUUGUUUUUCUUAUUAUUUGCAUUAAUUCGAAGUGAUUAUGCAAAAGUGGCGAAAAAAAGGUGGUGAUAAAUAUAAUAACAAUCUUAAUUAUAGAAGAAAGCCACCUCUUGAUAUGGCUGCAAAUCAAGGAGCUGUUCCCUAUUGGGAGAAACGAUUUGUCUCUUCAGUUGGAUCGCUAUCAUGGGACCACUUCUUGGAAGCUCGGAAAUUUACCCAUAUCUACCCCGAAAUACUAAGCUGGGACGACACUGCAGGAGAGAGAGCAUUUCGGAUUGCAAAGGAUAGAUUCUAUGCAAAGUUUUAUGGUCAUCCUUGUGAUGUUGAACAGCAAAAUCCAGAUUUGUACAUUGAUGAAAUAGACUGGAAUGCUGAAGUGGAUUAUAAUCUUAUGCUGGACUUUGAUGCUGAACCUGUGGUUCCUGAUAUCGAUAACAAUCAUGAACCAGUUUUGGUUUUUGGGAAUGUGCUGCCUGACCCAUAUAAAGAUUACUCACCGUAUGGUUGGGGAGAUAGUGAUGACAAGAUUAACAACUCUAAUGACAUAAAUAAAGACCAAAGUGGUACUAAAAACUGGGAUGAUUAUAUCGAAAAUGGGAGGAUUAACUGGGAUUCUUGGGACGUUGGAGAUGCUAAUAAAUUAUGGUGGGACUGGGAUGAAAUCGAUAAUAAAGCAGUAGGUAAAGGCUGCAACGGAUAUGUAAAUGACAAUGAUUAUCAUCCUACUUAUGGAGAUGUGCAUAAUGAGAGCUACAUGUCAAGUCAUAAAACGGGUAGCUUUCAUGGGAAUAACAGUCGGUACAAUCGUUCUUGGAGAAAUAACGGAAAUUGGAGAAAGACCACCGGUCGAACCUAUGGGAGUCAACAUGGUUAUUGGUCAUCUUUUCAAGCACGUGGAAGUCAACGUAUUCAUGUGCGGCCGUGAGCCCCAGAUUUCGUCAAGUGCAUGAUGCAUAGAGAACCCUGUUUGUUAUAUAAUAUUGAAUACUGGUUAUUUUUUUGCUGGUCUGUGUUGUAGAGUAGUAAAUUUUCUGAGGUUGGUUUUUGUGAAUGAUGUGAGUCCUCUUUGGACAUUUUGGGUAAGUAAUGAAUGUUGGAAGUUAUUUCUUUUGUAGUA